AUGUUUUGGCUAGAUAUCUUUAAAGCAAAGCUGCGUCCACAUUCAGCUUAUCUCGGCCGGUAUCAGUCCACCACGCCGGGAGGUUUGGUUUUUAGUUUCACCGUGAGCCACAUCAGGUCACCUGUUUUUCCGGUUCUGCCACUCUAUCGGCCCCACACAGCUCUUUUUGCCUCAGACUUAAUUCACCACGAUCACUCUUCUUCUGCAAGCCUACAAGAUGUUCUGGGCACUUGGAGGUACAAGUCCUUCUGCAAGGACCCCGUCCUGGAGGACCAGUCCACAGGUAAGACCCACACACCUGUUUUUUUUGCCAUCAUGGAGAGGCUUCCUGUCGCCGUCCUCCUGUUUACGCUUCUGAAAGGGGGUCUUUGCAUCCAGGUGAAUGUUCCUGAGCAGGAGCGCAGCACUGCUCUGUUUGCCUCAGUCACAAUCCGCUGUGAUUACACCACCUCUGGAAGCCUCCAAGAUGUUCUGGUCACUUGGAGGUUCAAGUCCUUCUGCAAGGACCCCGUCCUGGAGUACUACUCCACAGCUUACCAGUCUGCACUACAGCUGGGACAGGACCCAGCUAACGACUGUCCGGACCGUCAGCGGACAGUGCGCGUCGUGGCCCAGAAGAGAGGAAACAACGAGCCCAUUCUGGGCUCUGAAUAUAAGAAUCGCAAGGUCACCAUCGAAAACAACUGGUUGACCGUGUUAUUCAUCGUGAUCGGCGGCCUUCUCCUCAUCAUCCUCUUCGGCAUCUGCUGCUGCCAGUGCUGCCCUCAGAAGUGCUGCUGCUAUGUCCGCUGCCCCUGCUGCCCGCAGCAGUGUUGCUGCCCCGAGAAAGCUGUGAUGCAACAUCGCAUGAUGAAGGAGGCGCAGAGGGCCAUGGCUCCCUGGUUAGGUGGACAACCCGUUUAUGCCCCUAUGAGCCACGCCUCCACCCAGAUGAACCCGAUGCUCUACUCUGGAUCUGUCUCAGGGAAAAGCAUGCCUCUCAAGCCAAUGCCCCUACCGCCCCCGCAGUCUUCGGCUUACAGCAUGCCUACUCGCAGUGUCCAGGGCGCUCACACCCCUGGAAAUAACAGCCAGAUGCUGGACUACCUGGAGAACCAAGUGCGGGGAAUGGACAUGGCAAGUCCUCUUCUGCAGUCCCAGCCGCCUCCUCAGGCGUACCAGAUGCCGCCUCCCCCUCAGCACAUGCCUCACGCCGUUCCGUUUUCCGCCGGUCCACCGAGCAUGAUCUCCGCUCUGGACGACGGUCCGGCGGAGCGCCGCGUCAUCACGCUUCCUCCCAUCAGGGAGCAGCCCCGAGGCAGAAAUCCGCCCCCGGCGCCCAAGACUCGCCCGCCAAGUUCCAGCGAGAGCAGCCGCAGCGGUUUCGGCCGCCACGACGAGCGAGGGGGCGCCGGGAGGCGUUACCCCUCCCCGGCUAGAUCCAGGGGCAUUCCCAGGAGCUACAGCGAAGAGUCGCUGGACGGGAGAGGUCGCAGCCGGUCGCGAGCGGGCCCGGACCGCCCCCGUUCCCGGUCCAGGGACGACCUGUUCGACAGCAGGUCCAGAGGAAACUACUCCCCCCCGGCGAGUAGACGCUCCCGAGGAGGAUCCUGGAGUUCGGAUGACGAGGCCAGCAGCAGAAGAGGAGGAGCGUCGGGGGGAGGAGGAGGAGGGAGGAGAGGAGGCGGAGGCUAUGCCGACAAACCUCCCAGCUACACCGAGUACGAGCCUGGACAGAAACCGGGAGCACGGAGGAAUGAGCGCUAUUCUGACAAGAGUUAUCGCAGUGGCACCAGCGUCGUCAUCUGAUUCUUCCAGCUGCGAGGCGCCCUGCGACCUCUGUUCCAGAGAACACGCACAACCCAGUCGCUACGUUUCCUGGCUACCAGGAUCUGUUAAACAGAAUAAAGCGCAAACAUUCUGAUGACGAGCUCGCAAAAAAUACCUACGAAAUGUAAGUUUGAAAGACUGUGAAACUUCUUUUUCUGAAUAUCUGAGGAAAGUUGUGGGAGAUACGCGCUCCUCCACCGGUCGGAUAAUGUAUUUAUAAUGUUCUGAAGCAGUCUGGAGCACAAAGCCUACUCUUAGAUGAUAAUUUUGUGUUACUUAAAGGACAAUGUUCAUCGGGAAGCAACACAGUUAGUUUUUAGAUGUUCUAGAUCUAUAAGACCAGAAAAAUGUAAUGUUUUAGAAAUAACACUCAGGGCCAGUUAAUAUAGCAGUAAGUGACCAUAUAAACCCCCAUGAAUAUGAAAAGACCCAUAUUAAUGCUUAUUCUUCAUCCUUUUGUAAAUAAGUUGUCUUCUCCUGGAUAUCUUGAAGUGACUACGGUGGAUUUGUUGAAUAAUCCGAGAAGCUUUUCAGCUAAAUGCUUUGUGCAUGGAUGGGAUGACAUUUUUGCACUUAGUGCUCAUAAACAGAUGUAAACUCCAUAUGUUAAAAGUCUGUUGCAUAAUGGGGAUGUUUGGAAAUGAAGAAAUGUACAGAAUUUUUACCUAUCUGAUGACUAAUUUUACCUUCUUACAUUUUUUUCUGUUACAUUUAUGUUUGAUGUUUCUUUUGUUUUCGACUGUACAGUCGGUAAUUAAAUUGAUAAUAAACUUUGCUCCCUUUUGGGAAUAAGCGUUUGUUCUG
Molecule: messenger RNA, 2613 nt
Organism: Menidia menidia (Atlantic silverside)
Lineage: Eukaryota; Metazoa; Chordata; Actinopteri; Atheriniformes; Atherinopsidae
Source: the annotation of a GenBank genome assembly